AAAGUGCCAGCUAGUGACCCAAAUAAACUUUAUCGGUACGGAGUUUUGUAUGACAUCGUCAAUAAGUUGAAUGUGUUCCCGGAAAUCGACCUACAUGAUCUCACGACCAAUUCAAAAAAUUGGUUCAAAGCUGUGCCGAUGUAUCUAUCUAUGCAACGCGAGAUAGAAGAAUUUAAUUUGCUGCGAGCACAUCAAGAGCCACCGAAGAAACGCAAAAAGAGAAAGCGCAGAAGACCGAAGGGUAAGAAACGACAGUGGAUCAUCAAACGAAAACAAAUGCUCGACGAUUUGGAAUAUCUACCGUGCAUUCGCAAUUUGGUGGUAGUUCCGAUGUGUGAUUUUCGGCGUACGCAUUUCAAAAUCGACUGUUCGAGUAUGUAUCAGAUCUUGUCUUCUCAAAAAUUGAUUCCGAAACAGUUAACUGAAGACGGAAAACCAAGUGACAAAAAUAUUUCACAAAAGGUUUUCAACGAGAAUAAAGAUUACAUAUGGAAUCAGUAUUUUUAUAUGCGUAAAAUUCGGUGGUUUGUCCGCCGCAAAAAGAAAUUUGACUUUUCGAUAAACAGCGAUGGAAUUGCUGUGUCUCUGCAGUAUUCCACCAAAAAGAAGGAGACCAGCAACACACAAUCGGGCACCAGUCGAUUGGACAUCAUUGACAUGUUGAAGGCGGGCAAAUUCAAAAGAUUGGGAGGUACAGAUUCAGGCAUGCGGAACUGGAAUACCAUAACAAUACAUGAAAUUGAUACUUGCAAAGAAAUCAACUUUGUUAAAAAGAGCAAGCAGUUCCAUUGGGAGACACAUCAAAACGUACGAAACGCAAAAGCGAAGCGAUUCACGAAAAAUUUCAUCGAGAAAGAAAGACAAGAUCGAGAGAAUCGUGAGCUGUACGCAAUGAUGCCAUCACCAAAAGGUUCACAGUGGCUGAGCUAUAUUAAGCAUCGAGUUAAGAUGACCAAACAUGGAAUCGAAGCUUACUCGACUGCAAAGUACACUAGACUCGCCUUGGACAAAUACAUUGGGAGCAACAAAGUUAUCGACGGAUUUGUGAACAAGAUCACCAAUAAGGAACCGACUCUGUUAUUCCAUGGUGCUGAUGGCGAAGUACCACCUGAUUGCCCGUCAAAAGGCAUUCUAUUGAAGUUAUUGCAAAUCAACGAAAAAAUAAAGAGUCUUACAGAAUUAGAGAAACUUUUCCGCACGGUGGUACAUGCGUAUUUUAUUAGGCUACAAGCUGUAUUUCAAAAUAAUAUUUUUCACACUUUCGUAAUGAAUCCAUUUGUAUGACA
Molecule: messenger RNA, 1286 nt
Organism: Contarinia nasturtii (swede midge)
Lineage: Eukaryota; Metazoa; Arthropoda; Insecta; Diptera; Cecidomyiidae
Exons: 2
Coding region: 139-1284 (381 amino acids)
Source: RefSeq, a predicted model, not a curated record